Lepus europaeus (European hare) is the source of this 2087-nucleotide messenger RNA. RefSeq names its product cilia and flagella associated protein 52 (gene CFAP52). The record is from RefSeq and is a predicted model, not a curated record. Lineage: Eukaryota; Metazoa; Chordata; Mammalia; Lagomorpha; Leporidae. Gene Ontology annotation, biological process: cilium assembly. Gene Ontology annotation, molecular function: protein binding. Bases 39 to 1901 code for a protein of 620 amino acids. The transcript has 14 exons.
AGGGAGCCGAGGGAGAGCCAAGACGGGUCGUCCCGGAGAUGGACGACCGAAUGUCGCCCAAGGCCGACGUGGCCGAGCUGGAGCUGGCCGCCGUGAUCGGCUUCAAUGGACAUGUGCCCACCGGCCUCAAGUGCCACCCCGACCAGGAGCACCUGAUUUAUCCCCUGGGUUGCACCAUCCUCAUUCAGGCCAUAAACACCCAUGAGCAGAAUUUCCUGCACGGCCAUGGUAACAAUGUCUCCUGUUUGACCAUCUCCAAGAACGGGAAUUACAUCGCCUCGGGACAGGUCACGUUCAUGGGGUUCAAGGCAGAUAUCAUCUUGUGGGAUUAUAAGAAAAGGGAGCUGAUUGCCCGGCUGUCGCUUCACAAGGGCAAAAUCGAAGCCCUGGCCUUCUCACCCAACGACUUGUACUUGGUGUCACUAGGAGGCCCAGACGAUGGAAGCGUGGUGGUAUGGAGCACAGCCAAGAGAGAGGCCAUCUGCGGCAGCCCCGCGGCCGGCCUCAACGUCGGCAACGCCACCACUGUGGUCUUCUCCAGGUGCCGGGACGAGAUGUUCGUCACUGCUGGCAAUGGGACAAUUCGAGUAUGGGAACUGGAUCUUCCAAACAGAAAAAUCUGGCCAACUGAGUGCCAGACAGGACAGAUGAAAAGGGUGGUCGUCAGCAUUGCCAUGGCUGACGACGACAGCUUUUUCUACCUUGGCACCAUGACUGGAGAUAUCCUAAAAAUGAACCCCAGGACCAAACUGCUGGCCGACACUGGACCCGUGAAGGACAAGUAUAGUCUGGGCGUGUCGGCCAUCAGGUGCCUGAAGAUGGGGGGUUUGUUGGUGGGCUCUGGAGCCGGAUUGCUGAUGUUCUGCAAAAGCCCGAGCUACAAACCCAUCAAGAAAAUUCAGCUACAAGGUGGCGUCACCUCUAUCACACUUCGAGGCGAAGGACACCAGUUUUUUGUAGGAACAGAACAGUCACACAUUUACCGUGUCAACUUCACAGAUUUCAAAGAGACUCUGAUCACAACGUGUCACUUUGAAGCUGUCCAGGACAUUGUCUUCCCAUUCGGCACUUCUGAGCUCUUUGCCACCUGUGCUAAGAAAGACAUCCGGGUGUGGCACACGCUGUCCAACCGGGAGCUGCUGCGGAUCACCGUGCCCAACAUGACCUGCCACGGCAUCGAGUUCAUGAGAGACGGCAAGAGCCUCAUUUCAGCGUGGAACGAUGGUAGAAUCCGAGCCUUCGCCCCCGAGACCGGCCGACUGAUGUACGUCAUUAACAGUGCUCACAGGAUCGGAGUGACGGCCAUCGCCACCACCAGUGACUGUAAAAGGGUCAUCAGUGGCGGUGGGGAAGGGGAGGUGAGGGUGUGGAAGAUCAGCAGCCAGUCCCAGCAGCUGGAGGAGGCCCUGAAGGAGCACAAGUCCUCUGUGUCCUGCAUCAGGGUGAAGAAGAACAACGAGGAGUGUGUCACCGCCAGCACCGACGGCACGUGCAUCAUCUGGGACCUGAUACGCCUUAGGAGGAAUCAGAUGAUCCUGGCCAACACCCUCUUCCAGUGCGUCUGCUACCACCCUGAAGAGUUCCAGAUCAUCACCAGUGGAACAGACAGGAAGAUCGCAUACUGGGAAGUCUUUGACGGGACGGUGAUCCGAGAGCUGGAAGGCUCCAUGUCCGGGUCCGUAAACGGGAUGGAUAUCACACAGGAAGGCCUGCACUUUGUCACAGGUGGAAACGACCAUCUGGUCAAAGUUUGGGAUUACAACGAGGGCGAGGUGACUCACGUAGGGGUGGGACACAGUGGCAACAUCACACGGAUCCGGAUAAGUCCGGGCAACCAGUACAUCGUCAGCGUCAGCGCGGACGGCGCCAUCCUGCGCUGGAAGUACCCAUACUCCUCGUGAGGCCACCGGGGCCUGCCCGGGACUGGGCCCCACCUUGAUUUCUCCCACCUCUGUUUUUGUCCUUUACUCUGCAUACUGUAUCUCUAAGUUUCCCUCUCUUCCUCUAUAGAGUUGCAAUUUACAUUCUUAAGCUAUACGUUAACAUUGAAAUAGGUUCCAGGAGUGAUUAAAAUGGUUUUGUGAAUU